Molecule: messenger RNA, 804 nt
Organism: Laccaria bicolor S238N-H82
Lineage: Eukaryota; Fungi; Basidiomycota; Agaricomycetes; Agaricales; Hydnangiaceae
Exons: 6
Coding region: 1-804 (267 amino acids)
Source: RefSeq, a predicted model, not a curated record
AUGUGGAGCUAUGCAGAAGGCCUUCCUGGCCUAGGCCAUGGUUUUAUGAUUUGGAUGAUCGGAGAAUCAAUUUACUAUUUCCAAUUGAACAUUGAACAUUCACCUCGCUUUACUAUGUGGCCACAGCUCAUUGUCAAUACCUUCGAGAAGGUUGAUCCAGAGGCAGACAAGCACUCCUUCUACGGACCCUGGAACAGUGUCCUCUUCCACUGCUUCCUGCUUUCUGAAGGCUAUAUCAUCUGUCCUCAGUUCCCUGUCUCUCACAUCGAGCCCAGUAUUACGGACACCGCCGAUUUUGUCAUCACAUUCUCUAUCAUGAAAAAUGAGGCAACCAUAUUCUUUGUCGAGGUCAAGGCUCCGAAAUAUCUCAAAGACAUCUACGCAAGAGGAGCCGCCGAUGACUCGGAACAAAUGCGAAAAAGAUUCGACCAACUGUUCGAGAGCUUGCCCUACAAGAUGCACGGUAUCAGUGCCUUCGGCACCAACGUGUGCUUCUACCAACUGGAAAAGGAUAAUGCUACUGGUAUUAUGAGAUUCCUGAGGCCUCCUCCGGCUGCAAAGUAUUCGGAGCAAUUUCUUGUUGAUGUGGCACCGAAAAAUUGGUGGAAUCUCAAUAUACUUGAUCAGGAAGGGUAUGACAAAUUUAUGGAAUUCGUUGAGGAGGCCAAGGCUUUGAAACUUCAUGAACGUAUGCACCUACCUAUGCAUGUUUCUCAACUCGAAUUGUUUAAAUCAUUAAUCGCUGAGAAGGGAGAAGCGCUCGGCCCUAUUGGCAAACCUGAAAAAGACCUUGAAGAUUCUUGA